Penicillium angulare is the source of this 468-nucleotide messenger RNA. Its product is annotated as RBM8 family RNA-binding protein. Lineage: Eukaryota; Fungi; Ascomycota; Eurotiomycetes; Eurotiales; Aspergillaceae. Gene Ontology annotation, biological process: RNA splicing. Gene Ontology annotation, molecular function: mRNA binding. The transcript is spliced from 2 exons. Bases 1 to 468 code for a protein of 155 amino acids. Gene Ontology annotation, cellular component: exon-exon junction complex; nucleus; cytoplasm. The record is from RefSeq and is a predicted model, not a curated record.
AUGUCAAACGAAAUGGAAGUGGAUCCCCCUGUGACCCAGGAUGACGUCCCCGAGCAACAGGAGCGCGGCUUCGAGCCUCACACACAAUCCGGCGCGGUCGCCGUGCGCAGUAUUGAGGGUUGGAUUGUCAUUGUGUCAAACAUUCACGAAGAAGCGUCAGAGGAAGACAUCACCGAACUCUUUGCAGAGUAUGGUGAAAUCAAGAACUUCAACUUGAACCUGGAUCGACGCACAGGUUAUGUCAAGGGAUAUGCGCUUAUCGAAUACUCAACCCUCCCAGAAGCUACCGAAGCCAUCAAAAACCUGAACGACACGAAGCUCCUUGACCAAACUAUCCACGUCGACUACGCCUUCGUUCGCCCACCUCCGGCCGCAAAGGGCAAGGGAGGCCCGAAAGGAAAUCGGGGUGGUCGGGGCCGUAGCCGCAGCCCAAACCGGAGCCGCAGUCCCGAAGCUGAGCACAACUAG